GCGCGCUGAGGAAGUGACGUAGGCGGUAUCCCUCCGCGGUGAGGCGCCGUGUUCCUCCGCUCGGUGCUCUUUGUGGCGCGCUGUGUGGCGGUGAGAUCCGGGCGGAGAGCGAGCACCGGAGGCCGGACCAGGAGCAGGUCUGACGAGUCGUUUUGAAAAUUUAUUGCAGCUGAACAGCGGCGGGGAGCCCAAAAAAAAAGCAAGAUGGACACGGAUUUGUUUAUGGAGUGUGAGGAGGAGGAGCUGGAGCCAUGGCAGAAGAUCAGUGAUGUGAUUGAAGACUCAGUGGUGGAGGAUUAUGGCUAUAUGGACAAGACAAGCACAGUGUCCGUCAACAUCCAGCCAGUCACAGCAACCCUUCCAAUUGUCGCUCAGACAAUGGGCACCCAAUACACUACGGCCGCCACUGUGACCAACACCAUCACUCAGAACACAGACAACACCAAGAAGACGUUGCUGACUCUCAUCGCCAAUAGCAGUGGUUCCACGCCAAUCAUGCACUCCGGCUCCCAGCCUCUCUACCUGACCCAGAAUACCACAUCUGGUAUCGGCACCAUGAUGACCCAGCCCAUGCUGCGGCCCAUGCAAGUCAUGCAGAACGCCAACCACUCCACCAACAACUCGAUGACGGCACAGCCCAUCUUCAUCACAACACAGGGUUUUCCGGUUAGGAACGUCCGGCCGGUGCAGAACACGAUGAACUCGAUGAAUCAAGUAGGAAUCGUUCUGAACGUUCAGCAAGGGCAGACGGUCAGGCCUAUCACCAUCGUACCAGCUCCGGGCACUCAGUUUAUGAAGCAAGGAAUGGGCGUCCCCCAGGUCUUCUCACAAAUGACCCAAGUCCGACCGAAUACCAACGUCCCCGUGCGUCCCAACACCAACACUUUCACCACGGUCAUCCCGGCCACCCUGACGAUAAGGAGCCCGGUGCCGCAGUCUCAGGCGCAGGUCAGCAAGCCGAUCUCCGGCACGUCGACCACGAUGUCGCCCAUGCGGCAGAUCACGAUGCAGCAGCCGAUGCAGAUGCUGACCAUUCCGCAGAACCAGAACAAUUCCAGCACCAACACCAAACUAGUGAGUAUUGCCAGUUUUGUGUCGGUGAAGGGCGCCGGGGGGACCAACGAUGUGGUGAAGUUUGUCAACGCCAUGAGCGGCUGCCAGACGACCACCCAGAAUUCCACCCAGCUCAUCUUCUCCAGCAGCAUCGGCAAUAACGGCACCGGACCCAGCUUGGGCACCAUGCAGAAGAGCAUCCAGCUAGAGCCCAUCGGGGUAACAGUAUCCUCCCCAUCUGUGACCCCGCAGGACAAUUUGGAUAGAAAGCACUGCCCCAGAUGUCAGACUUCCUUCCGAGUCGUGGAAGCCCUUCGAGGACAUAUGUGUUACUGCUGUCCUGACCUCGUUGACUUCUCCAAAAAGGGCAACUUGGAGUCUCAAAUGAUCCCGCAAGGGGCCAACUCCACCAGCCCAGACAAGCCCGCCACCGCCACUACCCCCGGGGGCAUGGCCUCCCAAUCCGGCAAGACCCAGGACAGCUCCGCCGACGACUCCUCGCAGGGCAAGCUCAUCAUGUUGGUGGACGACUUCUAUUACGGCCGGGACGUCGGGCAGACUUACCAGAUGCAAGGCGGGGCCAAGAUGGCCACCACCUUCCGCUGUCCCCACUGCAACAAGAGGCUGAAGAACAACAUCAGGUUUAUGAAUCACAUGAAGCACCACGUGGAGCUGGACCAGCAGAACGGAGAGGUGGACGGGCACACCACAUGCCAGCACUGCUACCGCCAGUUCUCCACCCCCUUCCAGCUGCAGUGCCACCUGGAGAACGUCCACAGCUCCUACGAGUCCACCACUAAGUGCAAGAUUUGUGAAUGGGCCUUUGACAGCGAACCUCUGUUCUUACAGCAUAUGAAGGACACCCACAAACCGGGAGAGAUGCCCUACGUGUGCCAGGUGUGUUCGUACCGCUCCUCCAUCUACGCCGAGGUGGACACUCACUUCCGGCUCAACCACGAAGAUACGCGCUACCUCCUGUGCGUCUACUGCCUGAAGGUGUUCAAAAACGGCAACGCCUUCCAGCAACACUUCAUGCGCCAUCAGCAGAAGAACGUCUAUCACUGUAACAAAUGCCGCCUUCAGUUCCUGUUUGCGAAGGACAAGAUUGAACAUAAGCUGCAGCAUCACAAAACCUUCCGCAAGCCGCGUCAGCUGGAGGGGCUGAAGCCCGGGACGAAGGUGACCAUCCGAGCCUCUCGAGGACCCCCCAGGAAUACUAUGACCACCCCAGACCCCCCGAUUCUGAUGCCACCGCCAGAAUUGUCGCCUCAGCCUAUUCGUCAUCCUGUGGACACCUUGCCAACUUUAGCGUUCCCCAACCGGGUUUUGGAGGAGAAGCAAACCUGUCUGGAGUGCAACUUCGAUGUCCCCGAUUUCCACAACCACUUCCCCACCUACGUACACUGUUCUCUCUGCCGCUACUCCACCUGCUGCUCCCGCGCCUACGCCAAUCACAUGAUCAACAACCACGUUCCCCGGAAAAGUCCGAAGUAUCGUUCACUGUUUAAAAGUUUCAAAACCAGUGAUGAGCUGGUGAUGGCGUGCGCAACCUGCCCCUUCGUGACGCGAAUCGGUGACGCCAUGGCGAAACAUCUGGUCUUCAACCCGUUGCACGGCUACAUCACCGUCAUGCCUACAAAUACCUCACCAGACAUCUCAUGGGUCCGGGACAAAGCCACCGCUGCCAAUCCUCCGGCUGAAGAUAAACGGGAACCGGACCCCAAGGUGGUGUUGCCGGCCUCUGAGAACUCUGAGUUUGUGGAUGUGGAGGAGCUAGAGGAGAUGGAGACUGAGGAGCCAGAGGAAGUAGAGGAGCCGGAAAACGAAAACCUGGACAGCGGCAAGGAGGAGCAGAUCAGCGUCAAGAAGCUGCGAGUGAUGCUGUACGCUCUGUGUAGCGGCAUCCAACUGGCGGCCGAGCAUUUCCACAACUCGCCGAGUCGCAUCCGGUGGUGGCUGCAGAAAUUUCAGAAGGAGAAGCCGGACGCCUCGUCCGAAGAGAAGUAUUUGAGCACUGAGGCCGAGGACAGACUUGCGGAAUGGGUCCUGCUCCAGCGAGAGCAACAGCAGCCGGUCAACGAGGAGACGCUCUUCCAGAAGGCCACCAAGAUCGGACGCUCGCUCGAAGGAGGCUUUAAAAUCUCCUACGAAUGGGCGGUGGGGUUCAUGCUGCGGCACAAGCUAAGCACGCACUCCAAGGCUGCCGUAGUAAACCACCUGCCCAGGGAACUGGAGGACAGUGCCCAGACUUUCAUCAGCUUUGUACAAAAGCAGAUCCACAACCAGGACCUCCCGUUGUCCAUGAUCGCCGCCGUUGACGAAAUCUCGCUCUUUCUUGACCUGGAGCUCCUCAGGGGCGAAGAGCUUAGAGAGUGCGCGCUGCAGACUGUGGGCGCUGGCGAGCCUUGGUGCGACAUCGUGCUUACUAUCUUGGCCGACGGCAGCCUGCUGCCAACGUUGGUGUGCCUUCGGGGCAACUCGACGUGCUCUGUAGACGUUCCAGAAACAAUCAUAUAUGAAGCUAGAGAAGAUGGCCUGAGCGAAGAUGAGGUGAUGGAACUCUGGUCCUCUCGGGUUUGGCAGAAACACGUAGAAUUGCCCAACAAAGGCAUGGCGGUGAUAGACUGUCACAGGUCGCACAUGUCUGACGAAGUCCUGGCCCUCCUGAGCUCCACCUGCACGCUACCCGCGGUGGUCCCAGCCGGUUGCAGCACCAAGAUCCAACCACUCCAUGUGUGCAUCAAGAGCGCCGUCACCAGCUUCCUUCACAAGAAGUGGGCGGAACGGGCUCGAGCCAAAACCAGCUGCAGCCCGGAGACGGUGCUACGACUGGUCAUCAGCUGGAUGAUGGAGGUCCUGGGCGUCAUCAGCGACAAUCCAGAACUGGUCCAGCAGUCCUUCUUGGUGGCCAGCGUCCUUCCCGGCCACGACGGGGCCACCUACUCCAGCAAACGCAACGCCAAGAUGCAGGAGGAGCUCAUCAACCUUCUGGAGGGCGAGCUGAGGCUGAACGAGGACGAAGACACCGACAGCUGCAACGACAGCCAGCCCGAUGAGUUCCCCGACCCCGAGGCCCUCCAGCAUCUGUUCGCGGAAGAGACCGACACUGAGUCCUUCUACGGCUUCGAUGAUACAGACCUAUAGAACCGCACAGCUGUUCUCCCCAUCCCCCCUCCCCCCCCUAACCCUCCACCACAAAGGUUUGUAUCGGGCUUAACAUUCCACCUUCCGAUGAGGUUCAGGAACUCAAUUCUACCUUGUGAUGAGGUUCAGGAACUCGGGAUACUGUUGUCGUAGCACCCCCCCCACCCCAACAAUUUUUAGGUUUUAACCUUGACCUGUACAGAAAACCGCUACCUCCCCCUCCCCCCACCCCACCCCCUGUACAGCGAGAUCAACUGGAUUUAGUUUUAAUAAAACCAACCAAAUUUCCUCAUCCAGUCUUCACCCUGGAUUGCAGAUUGGAUUGUGAUGGACUUAGACUUUGGUGAAGGGGGGGUGGCCUACGGGUUACGCUAACUGACUGACUGUAGUACCUAAAAAAAAUGAAAGGUUUACAUUUUGGUUACAAAGGAAAAUAAAAAAUAUACAGGCAAUAGUGCAAUCCAGUUUUCAUUGACGGUUCUGUUUUUGAGAGCCUUGUUUAUAGCUGGGGGGGGUGUCCCGUGCUCAGAAAAAGGACCACAGUGCUUCCGACACUGCCGGCUCUGUCACUACAUAUUGCAAAAAAAAACAAUUUAUUUUUGGUUUUUUUCCUUUUUUAGCUUUUUUUUUUUUUUUUUUUUUUUUUUUUUUUUUUUUCUCUUUUUCUCCUUCCUUCAUCCUCCUUUUUUUGUCUUGAGAGAUGGUAUGUUGCGGCCUGGUGACCCCAUGAACUUUACUAGGGCGUAGUCUGUAAAUUUAUGAAGUUAUAUAGCGUGUACAUAAUAAUGAAAUUGCGGAAUAAAGACGGGCACGAGGCGAGUCUGUGUUUUUAUUAGAAAUAAGAUGUGAAUUUUUUUUUUUUUUUUUUUUCCGAUCUAUAUAAAGUGUUCUGUUACAAUUUGCCCUCUACUGUAUUUUGUUUUUUCACUUUUUACAGUGUCAGGUACUGAGAUUUAAAAAAAGAAAAAAAAAUGCAUUUUAAUUGAUCAUGUGAUGGCGCCCUGUACAGAUGUGGACACCUAUGAAUUUGGAUUUUUAGUUGUUUUUUUGUUUUGUAUUUUUGUUUUUUUAGGUUCCUGUCCCACUUGCCUGAUCAUGUGUCGCCCUCACAAAAGAUAUUUUUUUGUAAAAUAGAUUUUUUUUUCCCUCCUCCCUCCCAGUUUUGUGCAGUUUUUAAGAUCGGACCGUGACUCUAUCCUCAAGUUGACGGCUUGUCGUUCCCCCCAAGAGGUGGCACUGUGACCCCCACGAGAGCCGGCUGCGGCUCCUUCCUUUUAACAAUUUUUGAAGGACUUUGUAUUUUUAGAAGCAGGUUCUGCCGCUGCCACGAAACGUUGGUGCCUCGUGCCGGGACUCUUCGUUCCCCCUGAAGCAGCGAGAGAUCCCGGACGUGCCUGCCUUCGUUUUUGGGGGGGGGGGGGGGGGAUUCUGCACAGAGUUGAUGUAAGAUGAGUAAUGAUGUAAAAUACAGAGAAUUAGACACCACAAUGUGAGACUGAUUGGAGAAAAGCAUGGGACAUCUAGAUUUUUAAAUGCGUUUUAUUUCCAAUAAAAUAGUAUAAAAU
Messenger RNA from Rana temporaria (common frog), 5762 nucleotides. It is a transcript of the gene POGZ, whose product is annotated as pogo transposable element derived with ZNF domain. The record is from RefSeq and is a predicted model, not a curated record. Gene Ontology annotation, molecular function: RNA polymerase II cis-regulatory region sequence-specific DNA binding; DNA-binding transcription factor activity, RNA polymerase II-specific. Gene Ontology annotation, biological process: regulation of DNA-templated transcription. Bases 205 to 4197 code for a protein of 1330 amino acids. NCBI's taxonomy places the organism in Eukaryota, Metazoa, Chordata, Amphibia, Anura, Ranidae. The transcript is spliced from 20 exons.